Strongylocentrotus purpuratus (purple sea urchin) is the source of this 3476-nucleotide messenger RNA. RefSeq names its product kinesin light chain. Lineage: Eukaryota; Metazoa; Echinodermata; Echinoidea; Camarodonta; Strongylocentrotidae. The record is from RefSeq and is a predicted model, not a curated record. Gene Ontology annotation, molecular function: kinesin binding. Bases 357 to 2219 code for a protein of 620 amino acids. Gene Ontology annotation, biological process: microtubule-based movement. Gene Ontology annotation, cellular component: kinesin complex; cytoplasm; membrane-bounded organelle. The transcript is spliced from 14 exons.
UGUACGUAAAACUGUACCGGCUAAUAAUAUACACGACAUACGUAGGCAAUAUUGAGAAUCGAAGACAGAUGUCGAUCUUGUAAUGACCAAAACAUGUAAAAUAUCUUCUUUAUCACGAUGCCUGAUGAAUCAAUAAAAGACAACGGUCGAGAGAAAAAUCCCAGGUAUACAGUUGGCUAGUGUGAGUCCGUUCCUCUGCAUCUUUAUCUCAGCAACUACAGCAACCAAUCCCUGACAAAGAGAGGAGUGUUCCUAAGCAGACCAGUUGGGGCUUUACCCCUCACCUUCCCUUCCCCGGCCCCCCUCUUGAUCCAGUCUGCCCUUCUUACACCACCACUAUCUGCAUCACCACCACCAUGUCUGGGUCCAAGCUAUCCACCCCUAACAACAGCGGAGGAGGACAGGGGAACCUGUCUCAGGAGCAGAUCAUCACAGGCACACGGGAGGUGAUCAAGGGUCUGGAACAGCUCAAGAAUGAACACAAUGACAUCCUCAACAGCCUCUACCAGAGCCUCAAGAUGCUCAAGAAGGACACACCAGGUGACUCUAACCUGGUGGAGGAGAAGACUGAUAUCAUCGAGAAGUCCCUUGAGAGUCUGGAGCUUGGUCUGGGUGAGGCUAAGGUAAUGAUGGCAUUGGGUCACCAUCUCAACAUGGUGGAGGCCGAGAAACAGAAGCUACGAGCUCAGGUUCGAAGGUUAGUCCAGGAGAAUACCUGGUUGAGAGAUGAGCUGGCUGCCACCCAACAGAAGCUACAGACGAGUGAGCAGAAUCUAGCUGACCUAGAGGUCAAAUACAAGCACCUGGAGUAUAUGAACUCCAUCAAGAAGUAUGAUGAAGAUCGCACACCAGAUGAGGAGGCAUCAUCGUCAGAUCCCUUAGAUCUUGGUUUCCCAGAAGAUGAUGAUGGUGGUCAAGCAGACGAGAGCUAUCCCCAGCCCCAGACAGGUAGUGGUUCAGUAUCAGCAGCAGCAGGAGGUUAUGAGAUCCCUGCCCGUCUACGUACUCUACACAACCUGGUUAUACAGUACGCCUCACAGAGUCGCUAUGAGGUGGCUGUACCACUCUGUAAACAGGCUUUAGAAGAUCUGGAGAAGACAUCAGGUCAUGAUCAUCCAGAUGUAGCAACAAUGCUCAACAUUCUUGCCCUCGUAUACAGGGAUCAAAACAAAUACAAAGAGGCUGGUAACCUGCUACAUGAUGCUCUUGCUAUCAGGGAAAAGACGCUAGGACCAGAUCAUCCUGCAGUUGCAGCCACAUUGAAUAACCUAGCAGUGUUGUAUGGUAAGAGAGGCAAGUACAAGGAAGCAGAACCUUUAUGUAAGAGAGCCCUGGAGAUCAGGGAAAAGGUUCUUGGGAAAGAUCAUCCUGAUGUAGCUAAGCAACUAAAUAAUCUGGCUCUACUCUGCCAAAAUCAAGGAAAAUAUGAAGAGGUUGAGUGGUACUACCAGCGAGCGCUAGAAAUCUAUGAGAAGAAGCUUGGUCCUGAUGAUCCUAACGUAGCUAAGACAAAGAACAACCUUGCUGCAGCUUACCUCAAGCAGGGCAAGUACAAGGCUGCAGAGACCCUCUACAAGCAGGUCCUAACCAGGGCCCAUGAGAGGGAGUUUGGUCUGAGCGCUGAUGACAAGGACAACAAACCUAUCUGGAUGCAGGCUGAGGAGAGGGAAGAAAAGGGUAAAUUCAAGGAUAACGCACCGUAUGGUGAUUAUGGUGGAUGGCACAAAGCAGCUAAAGUGGAUAGUCGGUCUCGCAGUAGUCCUACGGUAACAACUACCCUUAAGAACCUUGGGGCGCUCUACAGGAGACAAGGAAAGUAUGAUGCUGCAGAGAUACUGGAGGAGUGUGCCAUGAAGUCACGCAGAAAUGCCUUGGACAUGGUGCGUGAGACCAAAGUCCGUGAGCUUCUAGGCCAGGACCUGUCGACCGAUGUACCACGGUCCGAGGCCAUGGCUAAGGAGAGACAUCACAGACGUAGCAGUGGUACACCCAGGCAUGGCAGCACAGAGAGCGUGUCCUAUGAGAAGACAGACGGUAGUGAGGAAGUGAGUAUAGGCGUAGCUUGGAAAGCGAAGCGGAAAGCGAAGGAUCGCUCCCGAUCGAUCCCUGCAGGCUAUGUAGAGAUACCACGAAGUCCACCUCAUGUCCUAGUCGAGAAAGGGUUCGAAAAUGCACAACUUGGAAAGGUAAAAGUUUAUUAUUCUUAUGCUAGCCAUUGACGCAUCACCCAAAUAGCAUUCAUUAGAUCAGAACGCUGUUUUUCAUUGAAAAAGUAUGAUUCCUGUUUAAAAAUCAUCUUUAUUGUGAUUAGAAAUUGACUAGGCAUUGAUAUAUGGGUGCUGUGACAUUAACAUUGCUUCAUCUAUUUGAGUAAAUGGCAGCAAUGAUAAGAUAGCAUGCAACUGUGUUUUGUGCUAGACAUACCUGUAGUGUAUGGUUAGGGCUACUAAUGAUAGAAUUAAUAUAAUAUGAUUGAUCAGGACACAUAGCUAUGUUAGUAAUUACUUAGUUUUACAAGCGAAAAUUCUAUGAAGAUAGACGUAAAGAAGAAAACAAAAUCUAAGAUAGAUUGAUUAAAAUGCUCGAGAAAUUGGGUAAUUGAUUUUGGGAUUUCUUCAAAUGUACAGUUUCAUGGAUAUAGUACAAGAAAAGAAUCGUGAAGGGUUUUCAUGCUAGUGAUUCAAUUUUGAAUGCCAAAUUACAUAUUCUCACAACAUAUCAAAUGGUAUGCAGGCAACAUAACAUUAAAGUUAUCUUUUCAUUAUAUAUAUACGUUUUUUUCAAUAUCCCCCAUCUCACAAGAACAGAAAUAGACCCUAGUAAAGUAGUGCAUAUAUUAAUAACUAUUUCCCUUACAAUAGUGAUAUAGUAUGGUUUAUUAACAUUUGAAAUUAAAGCAUGUUUGUCCCAUCACUAUCAACUUGACUUAUUAUCACCUUAUAAUGUCAUCACAGUGUGAUAUAACAUUCUCGUAGAUUCAUUUAUGUGAAAAGAUUAAUCAAAUUCAGCCAUCUUCAUUAUACUUUCCCAUUUCUUCUACAUGUUCCUUAGUCGAUCAAAUUGCAUUGCGACACCCCCUUUAUUGUUACAUCCCCUUCAUAAAAUUCCUGUUGAAUAUAUAUGUACUUCCAUUACGCCAAUUUGUGGUUGUGAUUCUGAAGAUUUAAUCGAAGAGCGAUUUAAAAACGAGUGUCAGAUUUCGUGCUACUUUAGGUUAUUGCAAAUAAAAACAAAAGUAGCAAGCUUCACCAUCUAAUGAAGUCUUUAAAAAACAAAACAAGAUGACGCAAUAAGAAUAAAUGCCUAAGAACGAAGAAUUAUAUAGAGUGAUUGAUUUGCAUGAAAACAACAUUUAUGAUUUAAUAAAGUUUGUUUCAGCCUUUGAAAUACAAAGACUUAAUUUCAAUAGUCAUUUCCAUUAUUUUCAUUUAAAUUGAAAUGAAAUAAAUGUAGUUAGUAAAUUAUGCCAGAAAACC